CCGCUUUGGAUUCCAGCUCCGGGUUUUGCUUCUGCCUCCUCCCCGCCCCUCUUUGGCUCCUUGCAGCCAAGGUCACACGUUGCGUGUGCGAGAGAUCCGAAGCGGCGAUUCCUCCUCUUUUGAAGGGGAAAAAAAGGCGUGGGAAGGAAGGAAGGGAUGCGAGGAGAGAGGAAGGAACCGAGCCACGCGGGUUGCUGCAAAGUAAGGGAAUGCAUUUAGUUUGCACAAACAUGGCUGCUGCCUUCCGAGCUGCAAACCGAGCCUGGAGCCCACUUGCAAAAGGCAGGAGCUGCAGUCGGCCUAGAGUUCAGAUCCCUUGGAGAUGUCAGUCGACGGCAGCAACAGCAGUCUGGACCGAAACAACAAAGCCUCAGAUCCAACCUGAAAAGAGGAAACCUAAAACAGGGAUCUUGAUGUUGAACAUGGGAGGCCCAGAGACUUUAGGAGAUGUCCAUGACUUCCUGCUAAGACUUUUUCUCGAUAGAGAUCUAAUGACGCUUCCCAUCCAGAAUAAGCUGGCGCCUUUUAUUGCAAAGCGACGGACUCCAAAAAUCCAGGAGCAAUAUAGUCAAAUUGGUGGAGGAUCACCUAUUAAGAAGUGGACUGCUACUCAGGGAGAAGGCAUGGUGAAACUGCUGGAUGAAAUGUCUCCUCAUUCUGCCCCUCACAAGUACUACAUUGGUUUUCGCUAUGUCCAUCCUUUGACAGAAGAAGCCAUUGAAGAGAUGGAGAAAGAUGGCAUCCAAAGAGCUAUUGCUUUCACACAGUAUCCACAGUACAGCUGCUCCACCACAGGGAGCAGUUUAAAUGCUAUUUAUCGCUACUAUAAUGCAAAGGGGGAGAAACCAAAGAUGAAGUGGAGCACAAUUGACAGGUGGCCGACACAUCCCCUUCUUAUUCAGUGCUUUGCAGACCACAUAGAGAAGGAGCUGGCCUUGUUUCCACCCGACAAGAGGAAAGAUGUGGUCAUUCUUUUUUCUGCUCACUCUCUGCCAAUGUCGGUAGUGAAUCGCGGAGAUCCAUAUCCACAAGAGGUGGGAGCCACUGUUCAAAGGGUUAUGGAGAAACUCAAGUAUUCCAAUCCUUACAGGCUUGUUUGGCAGUCCAAGGUUGGCCCUAUGCCCUGGUUGGGUCCUCAGACAGAUGAGACCAUCAAAGGGCUUUGCCAGAGGGGAAAGAAGAACAUAUUGUUGGUUCCAAUAGCAUUCACUAGCGACCACAUUGAAACCCUCUAUGAGCUGGACAUUGAAUAUGCACAAGUUUUAGCCAAUGAGUGUGGAGUUGAAAACAUCAGAAGAGCAGAAUCCCUUAAUGGAAAUCCAUUGUUUGCCAAGGCCUUGGCGGAGUUGGUCUUCUCGCAUCUCCAGUCAAAUGAACUAUGUUCCAGACAGUUGACCCUGAGUUGCCCGCUUUGUGUGAAUCCCACCUGCCGAAAGACAAAGUCGUUCUUUACUAGUCAAGAGUUGUGAAGGAGCAUUUGGAGAGGGAUAAUUUGCCAGAGCAAAACACUAUAGAUUCUGCAAAGUCUCCCUUUCUUUUUUCUUUUGCUCCUUUGGUCCCCUUCACAUAAAACAUCUUGCUUCCUUUGUGGAGGGGGUCCCAAGCUUGGCAAAAAGAGGGAUGGGUUUGCCUGGGUGAAAGAGGGGUGGAUAUGAAAUAUUUUUCAUUUCCUUUCUUCUUCCUCCACCUUAUGGAUGGAUAAUGCAUUGGGAGGGAAGUAACAUUUCAAGGGCUUCAUUCUUUGAGUUGCUGAAAAAACUUGUCUUCCUACAAAACUGGGUCUCCCUAGCAUCAAAGAAGCAACAGGUGCUCAGAAAUUAUAUUGCAUCUGAUCCAGAUUGUUUACCGUGAACUGCAUGUGAAGAAGUAAGUUCUGAAAAUAUCACUGAGCCAAAUAACUGAUAGAAGGUUUUGGCUUGCAGGAAUUGAUGCCUCCUUUGAACUGGUUUGAUUUACUUCUAAAAGGACAACUCCAGAGGUUUUGAUCUGAGGAUUGUAAUCCAGAUGUCUUUGCAGAGAGAUCUUAGUAUCAAAACUGUGGGGAGGAGGAUGUUUUUUUGGACAUCAGCGCCCAAAUUUGGGGAACUAUAGUCCAAAAAAGGUCUCCCCCUCCCCCAAGCUCUCUUUAAUAUGCACUUGCCAUUAAAAAACAUUUAUGUCAGUCGUUCCAAGUGCGAGACUACUAUUUUUUGUUGUUUGGUAUUGUUUUAACAUCCUGGGCUCUGUAGUUGGUGCACUGACCAGUGUGCUUCUGCUGUUGUUGUUUUUUUCAAAUGGGGUUUAAUGAUCAAACCCAUGCCAUUAAAAGAAAGGAAGAAACAUAACACAUUUUAAAUUUAGAUUUCUUUUUAUUGGGUCUCUUUCUUUACCCGGUGCUGAAUAUGUGUGAGUUUAGCUGAGCUUUACCGCUUGGGCAGUAGACUCCAAACUACAUUUAUUACACACUUUAAACCAUAUUUUCAUCCUAGAAAUUUCAAUUUUAUGUCUUGGUGUCAGUUAUUAUAUGAAGUCUGGAGUGUUGGCUGGUGAAUCUACUCUUUUUUAAAAAAAAAUUUAAAAAGCAAUGUGAUCUGUAGAAUAUUAAAGUACUUUUGUGGAACCCUAAAGUUCCGCAGAGCACAGUUUGGGAACCACUAUAUUGUUGUGAUAGGUUGGUGAAUUUAAUUUAAUCCCUAAGAUAAAUCCAAUAGCUUGAACUAAAGCCCAGAACAGACUCAUUGUCCCACUGAUAUGGAAGUCCAUCCACCAUUGAGAACCUUGUUAGUGUGCAUCUUGGUGGGUCAACUUCUAUACUGAGAAACCCCAACCAAUAAGGCACCAUGGGCAUUGAGUUCAAAGGUUCAAAGUCAGUGUUUCCAUCCAUAUUGUAUCUGAUGCUGAGACUAGUUUCAGUUGACUUUCUAGUGAGAGUCUUCUGGGAGUGAUGUUCUGUUGGUGACCUCUUCAUAUGAAACUUCCCUGUGCAUCUGUUUUAGUCCAUAUGAAUUAACUGGUGAAUAUAAUAAUCACCAUCAUUUUAUUUCUUACCAGCCUCUCCCUAUGGCUCGAGGCAGGUCACAGCACAGUCAACAACAAACAUACAAACAUCUACUUAAAUUUAUCCUGAUGGUUGUUCUCUUUCAUACACAAGAGUAUAGGCGGAUGUGCAAAUCAACAGCAUUGAUGGAUAAUCUUUACAUUGUCCAAUCUGUAUUGGCAUUUGAAGAAUGCAAAUCAGUAAAAGACAUCUUUUAUAUUACCUGUUUAACAUGCAUAGUUUCUGUGAAUAUAUGUUGCCCAGAAAAUAUACAUUAUCUCCAGGGGAAAAUGUGCAGAGUUUGUGCCAAGUGUAAUAUGCAGUUGUUCAUUUGUGCACUUUCUCCAGCUUUACUUGAAGAUGAUGCAUAAGAGUUUGGAGAUUGUGGCAAAUCCCCAUUCUCCAUAAUUGUGUUUACAACCAUUGGUGUUUAUGCACCGCUUCUACUACUUGAACUAGCAUUAACCUGAAAGUAUUUAUGUAUCUUAUAAGAAUGGCUUUUCUCUCUUUGCAACUGGAACUGGGAAAUUCAGACUUCACUUAAGAGAUUGUCUUGAAUAUUCCAAUUUCAACAAUCAUUUACAGACAGUUGUUAAAUUGGUAAUCUGAUAUUGUUAGUCAUGAGAGUUUGUUUCAUUGUUUGAUUAAUAGGAAGGAACUAGCUUUCCAUGUCAACAUUCAACCUCAAGAUUUGCUGGUGAAUGUGGAUAUUUUCUGCAAUUCUUUUAAGAGCUUUUAAGAUUGUGAGAAUUAAAAACACAGUUGUCCCUCCAGAUCUGCAGGUUUGACUUGUGGAUUUGGUCAUGCACCAAUUUGAUGAAUACGUCCUCUAUUGGAAUCUGUAGCUUCUCCAGUGACUGUAUAGUUAUCUCUGGUUCUUCCAGGGUGACUCUAUGGGUCACUUCCACCAGUGGUGCCCUAGAGAUUCCUGGAAAGAACACUUCUCUAGGCAUUUGUAGGUCUUCCAAUGGGAAGAUUCUGCGAUCAACUUCAGGAACAGGUUGACCAUAGAGUCUCACUGAAGUAACUAGAGAUUAAUAGACUCUGUGAAUCUGGAGGGUGCUCUGUAUUCAUUUGACAUUCCAACAUGAACAGCCACUUGUACAGUUUGUACACCAAUUGAAGUUCCUCAAGAAAUUGAACAAUUGAUGUCAACUGCUGUUGGAACUGACAUUUGUCACUUCCAUACAGCAUGGGGCUUCUGCACAGGUACUUAACCAGCUUUCAGUUCUUUGCUAAGGGCUUCCUUCUCUUUGAACAAUGAGAUACAAAGUUGUUCUUUGGAGCUGCUUUAUAGAUCUGCUUAUCACUUUCCAGCUGUCAAGCUAUUGUGGUUUUUGUGGGAUUUCUAUGAAUGCAAAUUGAUCUGGAUUUAAUUCAUGUUGUCAAUUAAAACCCCAAAUGAUCUAUUA
Messenger RNA from Anolis carolinensis (green anole), 4428 nucleotides. It is a transcript of the gene fech, whose product is annotated as ferrochelatase. Gene Ontology annotation, cellular component: mitochondrion. Gene Ontology annotation, molecular function: protoporphyrin ferrochelatase activity. The record is from RefSeq and is a predicted model, not a curated record. Bases 210 to 1469 code for a protein of 419 amino acids. Gene Ontology annotation, biological process: heme biosynthetic process. Lineage: Eukaryota; Metazoa; Chordata; Lepidosauria; Squamata; Anolidae. The transcript has 11 exons.